Ostrea edulis (European flat oyster) is the source of this 566-nucleotide messenger RNA. RefSeq lists its product as uncharacterized. The record is from RefSeq and is a predicted model, not a curated record. Bases 22 to 483 code for a protein of 153 amino acids. Lineage: Eukaryota; Metazoa; Mollusca; Bivalvia; Ostreida; Ostreidae. The transcript has 5 exons.
UUUUUCUGUUUACUUCUACAGAUGCAUGCGUUCUGGGAUUCGGGCUCUGUCAUGGCAGUCGGUAGCGUUUCAUUUGUCGCUCUCUGUAUUUCUAUACUGCUAGUACUGACGUCAGGGGUUCAACACCACCACCACCACCGCACUACCACAACCCCCAUACCAACCACCACCACACCACCCUUACCGGACACUUACGAAUAUGGCAAUUCACUAUUUUAUUACGAUAGUGUUUCCCAUUACUUGUGCUGUGGUCAUAACACCAGACUAAACAGAGUGUGUAUGUGUUACCAUGUACCGUACACAGACAGAGAGGCCAUCAACGACCCCGAAAAAGUUCUAGAAAUUGAGAAAAGGAUCUAUACACUGUAUGACGCCGGACAUCACGCACCGACCAGCGAUCUGAACUACUACAGUGCGACAAACUACAAAAUAUGCAUGAGUCACAGCGGCGGCAACGUCACUAUCGAACUUGUGUAUGACUAAAACAUAUUACUGUAAUGAAGAGAGCACGUUUCGGAUAAUAAAUUAUGACUGAAUCUGAUUUCAGUCUGUAAGUUUUACACAUA